Molecule: messenger RNA, 1263 nt
Organism: Heterostelium album PN500
Lineage: Eukaryota; Evosea; Eumycetozoa; Acytosteliales; Acytosteliaceae
Exons: 4
Coding region: 1-1263 (420 amino acids)
Molecular function (GO): protein binding
Source: RefSeq, a predicted model, not a curated record
AUGUUGGAAUUCUCUAUUAACAAAGCAGUGGAAUCAGGAAGCAUCGAGGUUUUACAGUUUAUCCUAACUAGACCAGAUCAAAUUACCCGUAUGUAUGAAGAUCUAUGGAGUAUUGCUGCGGAGCACGGGCAUCUCGAAGUUUUAAAGUGGAUGAAAGACAAUUUGCCAACCAAGCUUUGUACGCCAAGAGCUAUUGACAGGGCAAUUGAAAAUGGCAAUAUGGAAUUGGUAGAUUGGAUGUUGAGCAAUCAAGAAGAAGCAGGUUGCACAGCUGCUGGCUAUGGAUUCGCCAUAAAGAACAACGAUCUGGCAAUGCUAAAAUACCUUCACAAAAAGUGUCCUUUGCUCAUCGAAGAGAAGGACUUUGAGUUUGCCAUUUCCAAAAACUUUUUGCCGCUAGUCGAAUGGAUUGUGAGAAACGUUGGCACCUGCAACUUUAGAAAUGCCAUCGAUAUUGCUGCGUACAACAAUAACUUUGAAAUUGUAAAGAUACUUCAUGAGUGUGGUCUGCGAUGUACCACACGUGCAAUGAACUGCGCAGCCAAAGGAAACUUAGAUCUUCUGAAAUUCUUCCAUCAAAAUCGUAGUGAGGGUUGCACAAGCUUGGCUAUGCACAAUGCCGCGAUUAAUGGACAAUUAAAGAUUGUAGAGUUUCUUCAUGCCAAUAGAACGGAAGGAUGUAGAGAAAAUACGUUAGAUGAAACCGCUGGAGCAGGACACCUAGAUGUUGUCCAAUGGUUCCACAGAAAUAAAAAGAAUCUAAACUCAAAUAUGGCGAUAGAGUUGGCAUCUGCUGGUGGCCAUCUAGAUGUUGUACAGUGGUUAACCAAGAACAGAACAGAACCGUGCACCUAUUUGGCAUUGAACAAAGCAAUAUCAAAUGGACACCUUAAUGUUUCUCAAUAUCUAUACGAAGAGCAUAAUUUGCAAUGUGAUAAGCUAUAUAUUUUUGAAGCAAUGUCAAAGUUACACUUCCCAGUCGUGGAGUGGGCAAUCACAACCUUUAAACUGCAGUUGUCUACUUUCAUUGGUUUUGCAAAAACAUCACAGAAUACAAGAGCUUUGACAGCACUUGAAAAGCUGAAGCCAAAGCCAGAAGAAGCUCCAACUACACCAGGUUUACCUCCACCAGAAUUAGAUAAUACCAACAAAAUUGAAAUGUUACAUGUAUUAAGUAUUUCAAUUUUCAAAGAGAGUAUCCACUUCAGUGAUAAGGGAAAUUAUCAUUUAGAGUUAGAAUCUUCUUCAAUUAAACUUUUUUAA